CAAAAGUAGGUGUGUUGUCGUUGUAAUGUUGAAAAAAGAAAAAAGAAAGAAGAAAAUCUGUGUUUUUUUGUAUAGAUAACGUCGCUAUGGGUGUUAUUCUUCCAAGGAAUCCACAAUCUCCUCCUCAAUAACCAGAAAGAUUCAUUACAACACCAGCACAACAACAGCAUUGUUCUCUGCUCUCUUUUGCUUCGACAAGUCCCAGGCUUUCCAAAAGCCCAUCCCUUUUCGCUCACCAAGGUUAAAACUUCCUGUUUUCUGGUCAAAAUGGGUUGUUUCCAUUGAUGGGUUUUGCGCUUCAGAGGCUGCUUUCAAAUGGGUAUAUGUUAGAUUUUUGGAUAUCUUGCCUUUUCCUUAAGAGGGUUCCUUUAAUGGAUUCUGUAGGAGUUUUGAUUGAUGGGGUUGGAAGUCAAGAUUUUAAUGGUGAAAAUUGAAAUAAUGAGGAUGCCUUGGAAUUAGGGAGGUAUUACUCUAUUUUUCUUCUUCGUGGAAGGAGAGCAGAUAUGGAUUUAUGGGUUGUUGGAGCCGCUGCCGCUGCUGGAUAUAUAGCUAAAUAUUGGCAAAAUCUUUCAAAACAUAGGGCUAGUUCAUUGGAGUUGUCUUCUGGAACCUCCACUUGCGAGAAACCUGAAACCUCAAGUUCUCCCUUUCAUAAAUUGAUUAGAAGGAAACAAGCUGAAGACACUCUUACAAGUGGAAGACACUUUUCAGAUGGAGGAUUCUCAGAUAUUUACCAUUUGGACGGUGCUUCAGACACUGAAGCACCAUCUACUAGUAGUUUUGGUGAAAGGAUUGUAAGAUUGAGAACUUAUGAUGAUUGCAAUGUGCUUUCCAUGUCGAGCUUACCACCUGGAUUCUCAGUAAAUGAAAACUUAAAAGAAAAUGAGGAUGGAAAUGGGCUGAAUGAUAAUAUGGAUGAUAAUUCCGGUAACCCUUAUACAGGUGAAUUGGAUUCUUUUCAUUGUUCUGGCAAGAACUCUCUUAGAACUAAACAUUCAGGCAGCCAUGUUGUCAAACCUUUUAGCUCACUAGAUAGCUGUCUUAUGGCUCAGUUAUACAAGGAACAUGCUAGAAUGGAAGAAUAUGUGCUUAGUGCUCUGCAGUCACCAUCCACUAUUAUGAAGCCAUUACUGAUAACUGAUGGAACGCAAAUAAUUAGCAGAGCGGAUAGGGAUUCUUUAAGUGCACAAAUUGCAAGUGAUAAUAAUAGGUGGCACAAGGAGGAAAUUGUUUGUGGAGUUCCUCCACUACCAAAAAUUGGAUUUGCAGAUCACCUGAAGAAGAUAAAAUCUAAGAGUGGAAAGAGGCAGAAUGAAAGAUCGAGCAGUUCCCAAAAGCACCUACAGUCACCAAAUGGUUCACAUGAUGGAACGGUUUUAUUCUGUUUGGGUGUUUCUAUUGGUAUAAUCUCUUCUCUCAUGGCUAAUGGAAGAGAAGUAAACCAGCUAAAAGAAGAUUUGAAACAUACUCAGAACUUGGUUCAAGAUCUACAAGAGGAACUUGAGAUGAAGGAUUCAUUGACUGUGAAGCAACUGACAAAUGAGAACAAUGAAUCACAAGAUACCUGUGAUAACUCUUUUCACUACAGGGCAUCGAAUCCACAUCUCCUCAUACAGAAUGUGAAUGAUUCAAUGAACAACAUUGGUGCAGUAUCAUACAAUGAGAACACAGAGCAGAGUCCAGAGUCUAUGAGUAAAAUUGAAGCAGAGCUUGAAGCCGAGCUUGAGAGGUUGGGGCUAAACAUGAAUCCAUCUGGUCCACCGAGAAGAUUGUCUGAACUUGUUGAGCUUGACCCAGACUCUACAGCAGAUUUUGCUCGAGGAGAACUGAGGCUUGACAUGGUCAAUCGGCAAGCUGCUGCUCAAUCUGAGUCAAAUCAAGAUGCAAGGGGCACCUCCCCUACUUGCUCUGCUAAUUAUGCAGUUUCACCACGAGAAUUGAGCUUGCAUCUCCAUGAGGUUAUUCAGUCAAGACUUCAAGAGCGUGUGAAGGAGCUUGAGACAGCCCUUCAAAACAGCCAGAGGAAGGUGCAUCUCCUGGAAUCAGAACAUAAGAAUGCUCAAAGGUUGUUUUCAACCACCGAGCUAAGAUACUCCUCUGGGGAAGUAAGUCCAGUUGUUGAAGGAGAUUUCAGUUGCAUAGAUCAGCCUCUAGUUAUGAAUUUAUCUAGGGAAGCCCUGGAUGCGUACAAUGAGGCAUAUGAAGAGCUAAACAAGAUGAAUGAAUCUGAGGAAGAAGAUUCACUGUCAGGGGAUUUUGAAGACAAUCAAGCGGGCUUGCAUCUAUUUGACCAGAGGGUGUCAUGGGGUCAAAAUGGCAGGGCAAAUGGUUCCUUUUCACUUUCUUCACAUAAUCAAGAAAAGACACCAAACGAUCUACACACGGGUCCAUUAAAGUCAUCGGCAGAGUAUGGCGCAGGAAUUGAGGAAUUGCUUUAUGAUAGGAUAAGUGAAGAUGAAAACAGUGAUUGUGAUGAUGAGAUGGAGAAGCAGUUGAUACAGCAGAUUGUAGAGAAGACCAAGAAAGGCUCUCCUGUAGUGCUAAAUGCACAAAGGUUGUUGUUUUCAGUGGAUGACAAUGAACAUUAAACAUGCAAUUAAUAGAAAGUUUUGCAUUAUAUAACGAUA
This is a messenger RNA of Populus trichocarpa (black cottonwood), 2627 nucleotides long. RefSeq lists its product as uncharacterized. The record is from RefSeq and is a predicted model, not a curated record. The transcript is spliced from 4 exons. NCBI's taxonomy places the organism in Eukaryota, Viridiplantae, Streptophyta, Magnoliopsida, Malpighiales, Salicaceae. Bases 504 to 2588 code for a protein of 694 amino acids. Gene Ontology annotation, biological process: asymmetric cell division.